Molecule: messenger RNA, 351 nt
Organism: Suhomyces tanzawaensis NRRL Y-17324
Lineage: Eukaryota; Fungi; Ascomycota; Pichiomycetes; Serinales; Debaryomycetaceae
Exons: 1
Coding region: 1-351 (116 amino acids)
Source: RefSeq, a predicted model, not a curated record
AUGGAGCCUGAUUGGGCGGAGGUGAAACGAUCAGGCGAGGUUGCCACUAGGAGGCAGGUGCCGGGAGGGGGACAGCCAGAGGACGGUGGCGAUCUGGAGCUCAUCGUGGGGGUGGACCUGGAAGCCAGGGGUCACGGGACGGACCGUUUCUUUUUCCAAUUUCUUUUGUCACAUGACCGUGCGGUUUCUUUUGCGAUGACUGAUCUGGUGGGAGGGAGGAUGGUCAACGCCAUGGGUCAGUCACCCGUCACCCAGUCCAGACACUCAGUGGCCAGGUGGCAGUUUGCACCCAACUGCUGGCAGUACUGGCCCAUCCUUACUACUGUCAUCUACUCUGCCUACUCUACAUAG